GUAAGGACGCGUGACCUGCUGCCGAUGGCCCUCCCCGACCUUACGCUCACACGAGCUUGGGUCGCAUCUCAGGACGGACCGAGAAGGAAGCGUCAGAGGUUCAGGAUGGAGGGGCGUUUAGUCGCCAGAGAGUUCUGGUCAUACAUAGUGGUGCUGUCUCUCAAUUUCGAGUACGUUGGUCGAGGUGACCCUCGCCUGUGGAGGCACUCGCCAGUGCUAUAUCCUGCCCAGCGGUCCGCCUACAAGACCAUCAUCUCCCACGUCGACGGCUUCUUGGAUGACCCACUGACUCGUCGGCCUGACAUCGACUGGUCCCAGAAGAUCAGCAAGCUCAGGGUCGACUACACUGGUGAGGAGCAGGGCGAGGCCUUGCCCAUCAAGCUAGCGGAGCUUAUACCAGGCCUUCCCGACAAACAGCAUGCCGCGCAGCUCCAGAUGGAGGAGUUCGUUGACGAGCACAUCCUGGAGUGGCUCAUGGACCCUGAAGUUGCCACGCUGCCUGCUGCGGAGUGGCCGCUGGACCCUCCUCGCGCCCGAGUCAAUUGCGAGAGGCUCGAGGACUGGUGCGAGGUCGCAGAGCACUUGAUUGGCCUCGGCAUCUUGGGCGUGGUCGACGAGGCGGACAUCUUUGCGCCGCCGGGCCAGAAGGUCUUCAACGGCCUGUUCGCUCGCGAGAAGAUGGGCAAGCCACUCGAGGGCCAGUCGAGAUGCACGCGCCUCAUCUUCAACAUGAUACCCUCCAACGCCUACCUCCGCAACAUCGUUGAGGACACGUCGACUUUGGCGGCCUCAGCUUCAUGGACCAGCCUCCACUUGCCAGCAGGAUGCGUCAUGGUGUGGAGCAGCGACGACCAGAAGGGCGCCUUCUAUGUCUGGAAACUGCCGCCAGUCUGGUAUGGCAGAAUGGCCGUCUCGGUGCCCGUGCCAGCGAGCUCUGCUGGGUUGCCAGGAGACCACCUGGUCUACGUAGCGUUCCGCGUCAUCCCCAUGGGCUGGGUCCUCGCAGUCACCCUCUUCCAGCACCUGCACCGCCGCCUGGCCUUGCGAGCACCGCGUCUAGGAGCUGGUUUGCCUGCAGAAGCGGAGUGGAGGCGCGAUCAGCCUUGGCCGCUAGCGAGGCAGCAUCCUCACGCGUGGUGGCAGGUCUACAGCGAUGACUUUGAUGCGCCCGAGGUCCUGGAGGCGGCAGAGGCGUAUCGGGUCGUGGGCACCCCAGGCGAGAUGCAGCUCGCCAUGCGGCGCGCCUACACCCAGGCAGAGGUCGCCUACGCGGAGGAGAAAAGCCACGCGCGGCAGCUGCAGCUCGAGAGGAUGGGGGCGUCCAUCGACGGCUGCGCUGGUACGAUCAGGGCCCCUGCUGACAAGGUGAUCGAGCUGGUCCGCUACAUCCUGUACGCCCUGGGCCGCGAUUGCUGCCCAUGGCUGCUUAUGCUCACGUUGCUGGGCCGCGCCGUUCGGGCCCUGGAGUUCAGGCGGCCGCUCUUGAGUUGCCUCAACUCGGUCUGGGAGUUCUCCACCAGGACGAGAGGAGGGCGCAUCAACAUGGGCAUGAGCCAGGAGCUGCUCGCGUGCAUCGGGUACCUGCCCAUCGCGUGCACCGACCUUAGGGCCGCGCUGUCGCCAGUCGCCACCGUCUCGGAUGCCUCGGAGGCUGGAGGUGGAGUGUGCGCUUCCACUGGCCUCACGCCCUUGGCAGUCCAGCAGCUCAGGGCCGCCCGCCAGGGAGCUAGGCCGGUGCUGGGGCCUGGCCGCGGCGACCUGCAGCCCGCACGCAGCUCCCCGUCGCUGCCAGGUGGGCGGCCGCGGCCCAGGGUGCUCAUCGUGAGCCUCUUCGACGGCGUCGCCGCGCUGGCUGUGGCAAUGUCCAGGCUGCCAGUCGACAUCGUCGGCAUGGUGUGCAGCGAGGUUGACAAGCCUGCUAGACGAGUCGUGCGACUCCGAUGGCCUGGAACCGCAGAUUGGGGUGAUAUCCGAUCGAUCUCCGAGAAGGACGUCGCUAAGCUGGCUGACACCUACUACAGCCUGUGCGACGUCUGCGUCCGUGGAGCUGGCAGCCCUUGUCAGGACCUCAGCGCAGUCAAUUUGUCGCGGGCUGGCCUGGCUGGCCCCAGUUCGAAGCUCUUCUAUGAGAUCCCGCGGGUCCACGGUCUCCUUCGUAAGCACUUCAAGGAGAAGCUAGCCACCUUUGUUGAGAACGUUGCCUCGAUGAGUCCGCAAGUGAGAGAUGCUAUCACGAAGGAGCUUGGACUCCUUGCUCGCGGGCUACCUGCUGAAGCUCUGUUCGCGCGGGGGUCGUGCCCGCUGGUCUGGGGUGAGAUCGGCACCUACACGAAGGGCACAGCCGAGUACGACAAGAAGCUGGCCUCAGAGUUCACAGGCGAGUUCCUUGCACUAAGUGAUCGCAGUGGGAGCGACAUUCGUCUAGCCGUGGGCCUGCUUCACCGACCCAAGGCGGGGCCGCGGGCGAGCAUCAGCCCUUUCAACUGGAACUGGAGAGUCGUGGUCUCGCUGAGGUGGCAAGGCAGCAUUGACAUCCACGUCCACGCCCGCGAGCUGCAGGGCAUCGCCGAGUACAUGGAGAUGCUCUGGAGCGAAGGCCAGCCCGUUAGCUUUGCCAACUAUGCUGUCGCUGCGAUGGGCUUCUUCUUUCCUUCAGUCAAACAGAGCUGGGAAUUGUCAUGGAGUCUGCUCAAGGCUUGGAGACACGCGAACCGCCUGUUCGCGCCCUGGUUCAGGAUGGAGGGGCGUUUAGUCGCCAGAGAGUUCUGGUCAUACAUAGUGGUGCUGUCUCUCAAUUUCGAGUACGUUGGUCGAGGUGACCCUCGCCUGUGGAGGCACUCGCCAGUGCUACAUCCUGCCCAGCGGUCCGCCUACAAGACCAUCAUCUCCCACGUCGACGGCUUCUUGGAUGACCCACUGACUCGUCGGCCUGACAUCGACUGGUCCCAGAAGAUCAGCAAGCUCAGGGUCGACUACACUGGUGAGGAGCAGGGCGAGGCCUUGCCUAUCAAGCUAGCGGAGCCUAUACCAGGCCUUCCCGACAAACAGCAUGCCGCACAGCUCCAGACGGAGGGGUUCGUUGACGGGCACAUCCUGGAGUGGCUCAUGGACCAUGAGGUUGCCGCGCUGCCUGAUGCGGACUGGCCGCUGCACCCUCCUCGCGCCCGAGUCAGUUGCGCGAGGCUCGAGGACUGGUACGAGGUCGCAGAACACUUGAUUGGCCUCGGCAUCUUGGGCGUGGUCGACGAGGCGGACAUCUUUGCGCAGCGGGGCCAGAAGGUCUUCAACGGCCUAUUCGCUCGCGAGAGCCUCCACUUGCCAGAAGGAUGCGUCAUGGUGUGGAGCAGCGACGACCAGAAGGGCGCCUUCUAUGUCUGGAAGCUGCCGCCAAUCUGGUAUGGCAGAAUGGCCGUCUCGGUGCCCGUGCCAGCGAGCUCUGCGGGGUUGCCAGGGGACCACCUGGUCUACGUGGCGUUCCGCGUCAUCCCCAUGGGCUGGGUAUCCGCAGUCACCCUCUUCCAACACCUGCAUUGCCGCCUGGCCCUGCGAGCACCGCGCUUAGGAGCUGGCUUACCUGCAGAAGCAGAGUGGACGCGCAAUCAGCCUUGGCCGCUAGCGAGGCAGCAUCCUCAUGCGUGGUGGCAGGUCUACAUCGAUGAUUUUGAUGCGCCCGAGGUCCUGGAGGCGGCAGAGGCGUAUCAGGUCGUGGGCGCCCCAGGCGAGAUGCAGCUCGCCAUGCGGCGCGCCUACACCCAGGCAGAGGUCGCCUACGCGGAGGAAAAAAGCCAUGCGCGGCAGCUGCGGCUCGAGAGAAUGGGGGUGUCCAUCGACGGCUGCGCUGGUACGAUCAGGGCCCCUGCUAAUAAGGUGAUCGAGCUGGUCCGCUACAUCUUGUAUGCCCUGGGCCGCGAUUACUGCCCAUGGCUGCUCAUGCUCACGCUGCUGGGCCGUGCCGUUCUGGCCCUGGAGUUCAGGCGGCCGCUCUUGAGCUGCCUCAACUUGGUCUGGGAGUUUCCCACCAGGACGAGAGGUAGGCGCAUCAACAUGGGCAUGAGCCAGGAGCUGCUCGUGUGCAUCGGGUACCUGCCCAUCGCGUGUACCGACCUUAGGGCCGCGCUGUCGCCAGUCGCCACCGUCUCGGAUGCCUCGGAGGCUGGAGGUGGAGUGUGCGCUUCCACUGGCCUCACGCCCUUGGCAGUCCAGCAGCUCAGGGCCGCCCGCCAGGGAGCCAGGCCGGUGCUGGGGCCAGGCCGCGGCGACCUGGUGCCCGCACGCAGCUCCCCGUUGCUGCCAGGUGGGCGGCCGCGGCCCAGGGUGCUCAUCGUGAGCCGCUUCGACGGCAUCGCCGCGCUGGCUGUGGCAAUGUCCAGGCUGCCAGUCGACAUCAUCGGCAUGGUGUGCAGCGAGGUUGACAAGCCUGCUAGACGAGUCGUGCGACUCCGAUGGCCUGGAACCGCAGAUUGGGGUGAUAUCCGAUCGAUCUCCGAGAAGGACGUCGCUAAGCUGGCUGACACCUACUACAGCCUGUGCGACGUCUGCGUCUGUGGAGCGGGCAGCCCUUGUCAGGACCUCAGCGCAGUCAGUUUGUCGCGGGCAGGCCUGGCUAGCCCCAGCUCGAAACUCUUCUAUGAGAUCCCGCGGGUCCACGGUCUCCUUCGUAAGCACUUCAAGGAGAAGCUAGCCACCUUUGUUGAGAACGUUGCCUCGAUGAGUCCGCAAGUGAGAGAUGCUAUCACGAAGGAGAGAGAGGCCCUGCUGGGAUUCGACAAGAAUUACACAAGGGUUGCCCACAAGGACCCUGAGGCCCAAGGACUCCUUGCUCGCGGGCUACCUGCUGAAGCUCUGUUCGCGCGGGGGUCGUGCCCGCUGGUCUGGGGUGGGAUCGGCACCUACACGAAGGGCACAGCCGAGUACGACAAGAAGCUGGCCUCAGAGUUCACAGGCGAGUUCCUUGCACUAAGUGAUCGCAGUGGGAGCGACAUUCGUCUAGCCGUGGGCCUGCUUCACCGACCCAAGGCGGGGCCGCGGGCGAGCAUCAGCCCUUUCAACUGGAACUGGAGAGUCGUGGUCUCGCUGAGGUGGCAAGGCAGCAUUGACAUCCACGUCCACGCCCGCGAGCUGCAGGCGGGAGUCGCAGCCCUGCUUUGGAGGACUCGCUCCACAGAGCACCUCAGCGCCAGGUUUGUCCACCUGUUUGACCCGCAGGUUGGCAGCGAUCACUACGAAGGGGCGGUCGUCCAGUACCAGGGCAUCGCCGAGUACAUGGAGAUGCUCUGGAGCGAAGGCCAGCCCGUUAGCUUUGCCAACUAUGCUGUCGCUGCGAUGGGCUUCUUCUUUCCUUCAGUCAAACAGAGCUGGGAAUUGUCAUGGAGUCUGCUCAAGCUCAUUCUGGGAAUAGCCGCCCUCCCCAUCGAGUGCGACGCUGUGGACAUCAGCACCCUCCUCGCAUUAGGUUUCGCAGGUCUUUUCCGCACAACAGAGGUGUUCACAUUGUCCAAGCAGCAGGUUGCAAUCAUCAAUGACGGAGUCAGUGUCCGCUUGCCUGAGACCAAGACAGGGCACCGCAAAGCCACUACCGAGAUGGUCGUUGUCGGCUGCCCCAUCGCAGUGGAUCUGGUCAAACGCUGGUAUGUACACGCAGCGCCUCCAGACACGACCAGCACACG
Messenger RNA from Prorocentrum cordatum, 5666 nucleotides. NCBI's taxonomy places the organism in Eukaryota, Dinophyceae, Prorocentrales, Prorocentraceae. The record is from the annotation of a GenBank genome assembly.